Malassezia sympodialis ATCC 42132 is the source of this 420-nucleotide messenger RNA. It is a transcript of the gene MBF1, whose product is annotated as multiprotein-bridging factor 1. Gene Ontology annotation, cellular component: nucleus. The record is from RefSeq and is a predicted model, not a curated record. Lineage: Eukaryota; Fungi; Basidiomycota; Malasseziomycetes; Malasseziales; Malasseziaceae. Gene Ontology annotation, molecular function: DNA binding.
AUGUCGGCUUGGGAUCAGACAGUUGUAAUCGGACGCAAGGCACGACCUGGUGGUAGCUCGGCUAGUGGGCCUCGUGGACCUACGGCUCUCGAGCGUGCCAAGCAAGUUGGUGCUGUGAAUGCAUUCGAUCGUAAAACUGCGGCCGGACACAACAAGGCUCAUCAAGGUACGGACCACCAGCGCAUCGCCAAAUUGGAUCGCGAAGAUGAUGUGGCUCCUCCCCCUAAGAUUCCUCCCUCCGUUGGUAAGAUUAUUGGCCAGGCCCGCCAAGCAAAGGGUAUGAACCAAAAAGAUCUUGCAGUAAGGAUCAACGAAAAGCCUUCUGUGAUUCAGGAGUAUGAGGGUGGCAAGGCUAUCCCCAGCCCUCAGAUUUUGGCAAAGAUGGAGCGCAUCCUUGGAGUGAAGCUGCGCGGUACGUGA